This is a messenger RNA of Salpingoeca rosetta, 1647 nucleotides long. RefSeq lists its product as uncharacterized. The record is from RefSeq and is a predicted model, not a curated record. The transcript has 9 exons. The coding region runs from base 284 to 1480 and encodes 398 amino acids. Gene Ontology annotation, molecular function: S-adenosylmethionine-dependent methyltransferase activity. Gene Ontology annotation, biological process: methylation. NCBI's taxonomy places the organism in Eukaryota, Choanoflagellata, Craspedida, Salpingoecidae.
UUUUGGUCUCAUUCGAGGCAAACAUUCGACACGACAAACUGCAGCCGCACAGCGGUUGAUGAUGAUGUGUUGAUGUGAUGAUUGAUCGCUUCUUGCUUCUUUGCUUCUUGCUUCUUGCUUGCUGACUUGCUUCAUCGCUCUGCUUGUUGCUUGAUGCGUGCUGAAGGAUUAUUGCUUCACCCUCCAGCCAGCUCGCCCGCUCAAUGCGGUUCGGGUGAGACCGGUCCAUUUCCUCCAUCACCAAGCAAGCAAGCAAGCAAGCAAGCAAGCACUGUCUGCCAAGAUGAUGAGCUCAAGCUCCGGCUCUCGCACGCGUCGGGCGACAACCAAGGAACAAGAAGGCAAACAUGUUCCAUACGGAAAGGAAGGCACAGGUUUUUACACCCUGGCAACAAAGGGCUGCUUUGAUGUGAUUGGCAACUCAACCGACCUGUGCCAGGAAGCCAUGGGCCACGCCAUUGAAGCGUACAAGCGUCGCAACGACGGCAAGCCCUUCACCAUUGCCGAUUACGGCACGGCCGACGGCGGCACAUCCAUGCCUCUCUUUGCCAAGCUGCUGCACCAGCUGCGCGAGUCGCUGCCCCGCGACCCUGUCGUGUUUCUCUACGAGGACCAGCCCGUCAACGACUACAACAGCCUCUUCAAGCGCAUGCACGGCAUCAUCCCCACGCCAGCUUCAUCUCAGGAUGACACGCCAAUGGAGACACUGCUGGACAUGGACGAUAACGUGUACAUCAUGGCAUCCGGCACCUCGUUCUACCAGCAGGUGACGCCGGAUGCGACCGUUGACUUUGGGUACGCUGCCACGGCCAUGCACUGGCUGACAUCUGCGCCCUGCCCAAUCCCAGAUGCGCUCCACUCCUCCUACACGCAGGACGCGCACGCGAAGAAGAUGUACUCGGAUCAGGCGCACAAGGACCUGAAGCACAUUUUCAAACUCCGCAAGAACGAGAUGAAGGCGGGUGCGCAGUUUGUGUGCGUGAACUUUGCAAAAGAUCCAGACGGCCAGUUCCUCGGCCACACGCACAAGACCCCAAGCUGCAUGCACACCAACUUCAAUGAGAUUUGGCGUGGCAUGGCACGGGAAGGGCUCAUCACGGACAAGGAGGUUGCCAACACCAACUUCCCGCACCAGUACCGGACUGAGGACGAGCACCGCGCCGUUUUCCACGAUGCCGAGCUCUCCUCUCUUUCACUGGACCGGCUGGAGACGCGGGUGACGCCCUGCCCGUUCCGCCAGAGCUUGCUUGCAGGCAAAAUCAAGCCGAAGGACUAUGCGCGCACCUUUGUGCCAACCACUCGCACCUGGAGCAACAGCACCUUCCGCAGCGGCCUCUCACCCAAGCACAGCGAGGAGGAGCGGGACAAGCUGGUGGACGAGCUGUUUGAUCGCUAUGCGGAGCGCAUCAGCGAAAAGCCCACCGACCACGGCAUGGACUACGUGCACGCCUACUUCACCGUCAGCAAGGCUGACCACUAACCAACAAGCACCCGUGCGCGACUGUGCGACUGUGCGCAUGCGCACAUGCCAAAACAGACACCUUCCUCUUCGUCUUAAACCUCUGAAUCCUCCUACCCUCAUCUUCUCGUCCUUGUCCGCCACCAUACACAACUGAAACGACUGCCAUAAACGAGAAUCGAUGGACA